Paramacrobiotus metropolitanus is the source of this 987-nucleotide messenger RNA. RefSeq lists its product as uncharacterized. The record is from RefSeq and is a predicted model, not a curated record. The transcript has 3 exons. NCBI's taxonomy places the organism in Eukaryota, Metazoa, Tardigrada, Eutardigrada, Parachela, Macrobiotidae. The coding region runs from base 125 to 625 and encodes 166 amino acids.
CAUCAAUCAUCAUAGAACAGUGUGUAGUGCUUAUUUUUUUUGAUUUUAUGAUUUUUAUAAAAAACUUAUCUGCAUUUGCAUUUUUGAGUUUUUUUGUUCACGUCAAUCAAGUGUACAAACGGUAAUGGAGAUACUAUCUUUCCCGACGCGCUUUCCACGCAGCCGGCCAUUGUUUCCAUCCAAAGAUUUCCUGGAUUACGGCGGACCGAGUGAUCUUGUUGAUCGGCUGAAAGAGCGAGAAGAACGACUGGAAGCUAAACGGAAAGCACUCUGUCAUGGAGGCCGAGGCGAAGACGAGUCACACGAUCUGGGAGAUACGAGCAGAGCGGACUUCGCUUCCGUGGAGGACGAAGAGGAGGAAGACGACAUGGAUGUUGCUAGCACAUCGUCUAAUUCCAUAAUUGAGCCCAGUGACGGACAGGAGGAUGAAGUGGAAGACGAAAUUCCUCUGGAUGAUUCCGAAACGGAGGAGAUCAUUCAGAUAAUCCAAGAGCCGCAGGAAGUGGCGGUGGAAGUUGAUUUGGAGGAGGAGCAUGUUAUUGAGAGUGUGGACGAUAGCGCAUUGCAGGACAAUAAUAUGUCCAUCGAUGAUUCCGACAACAAUCUUGUCAGUAACGACGUGUAAAUUUGUGCAAAGAUAAAGAAUAGCGCGCGAUGGAUUACCUCUACCAUUUCGGUGGGGUGCUGCCCAUUCCUGAAAUUGUUUUUGCUUCUUUGGAUCUGAGACCACAGAAUCCAGAUAGUUACCACCGGGAUCUGGGACUUCCGUCAUAAAAUGAGCAAGAUCCUGUGAAAUCUUUUGCAUAAUUCCAGCUGAUGGAUGUUUGGUAAAGCUCUUGUUUUGAAAUUUUCUUGCUGGUAAACUGUAGCGGAGGUGCGCUUGUACGAGUACACUAUUUUCAGUUAUUUACAGUUUUGCGGCAGGUCUUAGAGGACGCUCUCUGUACAGUCGACGGCGAAAUUUGGGGAAGCAAAAAUAAAUGAACU